GUGCACGUGGUGCACGGUGCACGAGCUGUCAGCUCAGCUUUUGUUGAUAAAUAGUAUAGGUUAUGAUACCUUAACCUCAGUAUUUUUGUGUCAAAAAGCUCUAUUUUCAAAAUAUUUUUGAUGGUGCUGUUAUUUGUGCGUUUGUGAUUUAUAUUUAGAAUGUCUCAACAAAAGCUGAAAAAACCUCAUAGUCCGUGGGUACAAUGCGAACAGUGCUGUACAAGCCUAUUACCAAAAGACAGUUCUAUACACAAGGAUGAUUGCCCCCCAAACACCGAAAAUCCUAGAUACAUCUUAUUUAGAGAUGGUGUCCUUUAUGGAACAGUAGAUGUGAAAGGACAAGAGGAAAUAAAAAAUAUAAGCUCAAGGGAACUUGAUAAUAUGGUGUUUCUCAGCCAAUCAGCAAUGCAACUGUGUAAUUUGUGUAUUGGACAGUGGGCCUCGAUUCAGAGUACAAAAAACUCAAUACCACCUGUAGCGCGAAUUGUAUGGCCAACAGUGGAAAAGUCAGCUACUUCUGCAUUAUUUACAAGAAAUGCCUUGGAUUUGACCUCUUUGAAUUUAAAUGAAAUAGUUGCAGUGAAACGACUUCAGCCAGACACACUACCUUUAGCUAGCCAAAUUUAUCUUAUUGCCCUAAAUCCUCCAAAGCAACUAGAAUUGACAUCUGAGCUAACAAAUAGGAUAUCAAGGUUACUAGAAGGUAGAAUCCUAACAUUUGAUAACAUAUUUUCUAUUUUUUUCUAUGGAAAACAGUUAAAAUUUCUGGUUAAGCAUAUUAAACCUGCUGAUUCAAGUCAAAGCAUAGAAAGUAAGUUCAAUGAAUUACGAAUAAAGAAGGAGUAUGCUUUCUAUAUGGUCGAUAGAAAAACAAAUCUGGAAUUAUACAGGGACCAAUGUGCAUUUGAAAAGCAAGAGCUCCAAAAGCAAUCUGAUAGAAUACCAGUAGGUGUAGAGAAAGAAGUACACGAGCUUCAGACUCUGAUGAAAGCUUGUCUUAGUAAGAAUUCCAAACCAAGUUGUUUGCCACACAUCAAAUCUGUGCUUUUGUAUGGCAAUUCAGGUACUGGGAAAACAAUGAUAGCCAACUUCGUAGCCAGAGAAUCAAAAGCUAACAUUUUCACAGUAUGUGCCCCAGAUCUAUACAGUAUACAGUCAAAUUCCAUAGAAGAAACCAUUAAAAAAUGUUUUAAAAAUGCGGUUGAGAAUGCUCCCAGUGUACUUGUUAUGGAUGAAAUUGAUAUUUUGUGCCCUCAAAGAAGUGGGCGACUGACUGAUUCUGAGAAAAGGAGUGUUUCUACAUUACUCUUGCUACUAGAUAAUCUGGAACACAAUGCGAAUGUAUUCAUCAUAACCACCAGCAAUAAGCCAGAGAACAUAGACCCAUCAUUCCGAAGAUGCGGUAGAUUGGAUAGAGAAAUUGAAAUACCUACACCAACUCCGGCAUGUAGAAAGGCAAUUUUAUCUCAGCUACUCAGCACAGUUCCGAAUAAUGUUAUUGAACAAGAUUUGCACAAUGUUGCUCUGAAGACCCACGGAUUUGUUGGGGCGGAUUUGGUGUUGUUGUUCUCUUUAGCUGGAUUGAAUUCUGCCAAAAGAUCAGAUGUUGGAAUGAUUGAAGUUGAAGAUUUAAAUUGCGCAAUGAAGCAAGUCAGACCCAGUGCUAUGAGGGAGGUCCAAAUCGAAGUAAGCAUGCACUUGUUCUAUGGCCAAGUACCAAAUGUAAAAUGGUCAGAUAUAGGUGGCCAGGAAAGAUUGAAACUGAUAUUGAAGCAAUCAGUGGAGUGGCCAUUGAAACAUCCAGAGAGCUUUUCAAGAUUGGGUGUUACCCCUCCGAAAGGUGUACUAAUGUUCGGACCGCCUGGAUGUUCUAAAACAAUGAUAGCCAAAGCACUGGCUACUGAAAGUGGCUUGAACUUUUUGUCUAUCAAAGGUCCAGAGCUAUUUAGCAAAUGGGUUGGCGAGUCUGAGAGAGCAGUCCGAGAGGUGUUCAGAAAAGCACGGCAAGUGGCCCCAUCUAUCAUAUUCUUCGACGAAAUAGACGCGUUGGGAGGUGAACGAAGUUCUGGAAGCACCUCCAGCGUUCAGGAGAGGGUUUUGGCUCAACUCCUUACAGAGCUGGACGGAAUCACGUCGUUGAGCGAUGUGACGAUUGUGGCUGCAACGAACAGACCCGAUAGAAUAGAUAAGGCAUUGCUGAGGCCUGGGAGGUUAGACAGGAUGGUGUACGUACCUUUACCUGACGAAGGAACUAGGAAGGAGAUUUUCAGAAUCAGGUUUUUGAAAAUGCCGGUGAGUCUCCAGGUUAAUGUUGAUAUUGACGAUUUGGUGAGUGGAACCCAUGGUUAUUCUGGCGCAGAGAUUACCGCAAUUUGUAACGAGGCUGCUAUGAUGGCAUUAGAGGAGAGUUUGGAUAGUAAAGUUGUUGAACAGCGACAUUUUGAAGCUGCAUUACGUAUGGUGCAGCCGAGGACGCCAGCCGCUAUGAUUAGGUUGUUUGAAGAUUAUUUGAAAAAUUAGUGUAAAAAUAAAGUUGAUAUUGAUAUCAACAUUGUUUUAUUUUUA
This is a messenger RNA of Acanthoscelides obtectus, 2565 nucleotides long. The record is from the annotation of a GenBank genome assembly. Lineage: Eukaryota; Metazoa; Arthropoda; Insecta; Coleoptera; Chrysomelidae.